UUAACGAGGGAUUCCCCCUCUCUGACUCACUCACUGUCCAACUCUCGUUACGUAAACAUGCCACUUCCUCGAAGCGAAAUUGUGCGUUUUGUGGGGCUCCUGUCCCAACACAGGGACUUAAAAAUCACAGUGAGUGAAAGUUUCAAGGGGGCUGCCAUCACCGGCCUUGGUGCUUUGUUGGGUGGUUUAUUGGGCGGCCCGCGCGGAUUAGCAGUAGGUGGUGUAGCAGCGGCCGUCUUUGCCGGCAUUUCGGGAUCUGGUAAAUAUAAAUCGGCGAUCGAAGUGGUGAUGCAGGAUUUGACAGAGCCACAAAGACAGGAACUUGCGGAUUCGGUGAUGUCGGCGUUGAGGAGAGUGGAUUGGACUUCGAUUGCCAGUGCUACCACCCUGAUGACGCUGGUUACCAGCGAUACCGUGCUCGAAGGGGCCGUCAUUGACGUCAUGCAGAGCUUCUUUAGUGACAUCGGAAUGUCAUUGACUUUUUAAUGAAUUUGUUGGCAAUUUUUCAAUAAAUAGGUUACUAAUUAAA
Messenger RNA from Zophobas morio, 529 nucleotides. Its product is annotated as protein C19orf12 homolog. The transcript has 2 exons. Lineage: Eukaryota; Metazoa; Arthropoda; Insecta; Coleoptera; Tenebrionidae. The record is from RefSeq and is a predicted model, not a curated record. Bases 58 to 486 code for a protein of 142 amino acids.